This is a messenger RNA of Truncatella angustata, 906 nucleotides long. RefSeq names its product Tim10/DDP family zinc finger protein. Lineage: Eukaryota; Fungi; Ascomycota; Sordariomycetes; Amphisphaeriales; Sporocadaceae. The coding region runs from base 236 to 508 and encodes 90 amino acids. The transcript is spliced from 3 exons. The record is from RefSeq and is a predicted model, not a curated record.
UAUCUGUCGCAAUUCUCGGGUCGAAAGCUUCCAAUGGAUCUCCCCUGUAACUUGGCACGCGCUAGCCUCUGGAAAAAGAGAGAGAGCGAGAGAGAGAGCCGCUGCAAUUGCCAUAGCAUCAUAAGCUUCAGACCAAGAAAACAACCACCUUGGAUUUGCGACAAACCAGAACUAUCAACCGAACCACAAACACACCCACUUGUUUCGACCUCUCUAUAUAAAACUCCUACUCAAAAUGGAUGGCAUGGGUCUCACAGCAGCCGAGCAGCGCACGCUCGAGCAACGCCUGCAGAAGCGCCAGAUGAAGGAUUUCAUGAACAUCUUCGGAAACCUGGUGGACCACUGCUUCGUGUCGUGCAUCGACGACUUCACGUCCAAGUCGCUCUCGAACCGGGAGACGGGCUGCAUCACGCGGUGCGUCCAGAAGCAGAUGGCCCAGUCCCAGCGCCUGAGCGAGCGCUUCGCCGAGCACAACGCCCAGCUCGCCCAGUCGCAGCAGCAGCGGUAGAGGAACGAAGAAGAAGAAGAACAGAAGAAGAAAAAAGAAGAACGGAAGGACGGAAGGAAGGAAUGGGAUGCAGGCAAAAACAGCAAACAACAACAACAUCUUCCUCGCCAUGAAUGACCUGUGAAGGGGCUGUUGCGGAAUGCUUGCAGCCGCGUGUGUCAAAGUGUAUCAUAAAAACCUCGACAGAGCCGUAACGGUUGACUCGGGUUCACGUCUUUUUGGGGGCCAAAAGAAAAAGGGACGGAGAUGUGUUGCAGGUCCUCCCUGUAUAUUUGUACUAUAAUAAAAGGUAAAGAGGCCGGUGCAUUGCUCGCAUGUGUGGGCAGGAGAAGAUCCCGAAAUAUUCAACUCUGUUCACGACACUCUAGACGCCUCGUAUAACACACUGCAUCACAAUA